Messenger RNA from Daldinia vernicosa, 1860 nucleotides. Its product is annotated as Tom37 C-terminal domain-containing protein. Bases 375 to 1556 code for a protein of 393 amino acids. The record is from RefSeq and is a predicted model, not a curated record. Gene Ontology annotation, biological process: mitochondrion organization. The transcript has 2 exons. NCBI's taxonomy places the organism in Eukaryota, Fungi, Ascomycota, Sordariomycetes, Xylariales, Hypoxylaceae. Gene Ontology annotation, cellular component: SAM complex.
CCGUGCACAUACGCACAUACACUACAUACGAAGUCCGGGGUCUGGGGCUGGGCAGCUGGGUUGCCUCUCGUGCCAACCGCUGUCGUUGAUUGGAUCUUCGGUUGCGAUUUUGGUAAUUUUUGAAGCCAAACUAACUAAGUGGAAUUAUUAUUUGACUUAGGUAUCUAACCUAUUAUCACUUAAUCAUUACGACUACACAUUAAAACUCAUAUCACACCAUUCGGCCCUUUCUAUUGGAUAUCUGGAUACUUGGAUUAUUCCCGGCUUCUGUCCGCCAACCCCAGCUGAACCCUAGCCGCUCUGCCGCUCUCUCAGUCUCUCUUUUUCAGUUUCAGCCUUGGAUACGAUCGACGUCCUAAAUCCUAAAGUUCCAAAUGGCCCUUGAACUUCAUAUUUGGGGUCCAGCAUUCGGCCUUGAUUCUAUAGAUCCCGAAUGUCUAGCCGCCGUUGCAUGCUUCCGCAGCUGCAUUCCCCGCCAAGAUUGGACCCUGAUCGCCAGCAAUGACGCUGCGGUCAGCUCAGAUUACCGCCUCCCUGCCUUGAAUCACAAAGGUAGUUGGACUUCUGGAUACUCGGAUAUCGUCUCGUAUCUUGCUAAACAUGGCAUUUUACAUGUUGACGAUGACCUCACACCGCUGCAGAGGGCCGAUUCCCUCGCCUGCGCCUCUUUUCUAGCGACUCGUGGGUCUGGUCUGCUUGCUAUGUCGCUUUAUGUCUCGCCUAGGGCAUGGAUUGAGAUAACUCGACCUGCCUAUUCAUCCCUGCUACCAUUUCCGCUCACGUGGACUGUCCCUCCAGCUAUCCGUGCCGCUGCCAUUGAAAGGGCUGAACAUCUUGGCAUUGGCUACCUCGCGGCUGAAGUAGAUACGGAGGAAUCCUCAUCCAAUGGUCCAGCUGAAACAACGUCGACUGGAUUUCUCCGACUUCGGGACCGUCUUGGUCCCCGUAAGACUUUGCAGCCUGAGCAUACGGCUGCUAUCCGAUUCCAGCAUUUCGCAGAGGACUUUUAUUCCGUCUUGGAUGAGCUUCGCGAAGACAAGAGAUUCUUCCUGUGGGAUGACAAGCCGUCAUCCAUCGAUUUCUUAGCCUAUGGAUACCUUCAGCUAAUGCGUGUGCAAACGCCGCAUCCCAUUCUUAAAAACGCGCUAGAAAAAUCCUAUAGUCGCUUAGUCGUAUUCGUGACAGAUAUAUGUUCCUAUGGAAACUAUCAGGAAUUGCCAUGGAGGAAGCCCAAGGCGAGGGGUGCAUUGGAUCUGAUUGGUCGCUUUGCUGAAGGAUCAAUCGAGGCCAUCCCAGGCGUCGGAGACAGCUGGCGAAAGUGGCACAAAGGCAGCGUCGAUAUCCGGGACAGCGAUGACGUGAGAGAUCCUACUCAGCUGAUAAUCGCCGUCGGGGGAGCUGUCACGAGCGUGGCCGCGCUAGGCGUUAUAACAGUCUUUCGCGCGUUGUCACCCUUCGGUGCCAGCACGCAUCGUUUCGAAGCAGCAAAGGAAGAGAAAGUCGGACUACGCCAAUUUGGCGAGAUAGGCGAGAUAUUAGACGGGUUACCCAUAUGAGAACAGCCCAAGAGCUUCCCGACUAGAAGCGAUACAGUGUACAAAAGGACUAACAUGGAUGUGACUGCCGCCGUCGACUCUGAGCCCGGCGCAUCCCCAAGGAGGGACAUGUAUUCCGUGGCUGAGUCUGAUUUUGAGCUCAAUGACCAGUCAAAAUGAACCAUGCUUGCGUAACUACGGAAUUGCGAGACACUCAUGAUGUGAACUCGUGUGCAAUGACUGGAGGCUGGCCUGGAUCCGUUCGGCGUUUAAGCAUUAGAUACCACUAAGUUGAGAGAAUUUGCGACUAAGAGCUGUUCCUAAG